AUGAAUAAAGGCGGCUCCUUUUCAAAGAACUCCAAGGAGGAUACCGAGAAAUCAGAGAAGAAAUGCAAGGCCUUCAAGGACAUUUCCAAAUACUUCUCUAAGGAAGAGUGGGCAAAUCUUGGAUACUCAGAUAAAAUCACCUAUGUGUACAUGAAGAGAAACUAUGACACCAUGACUAGUCUAGGUCUCAAGGCCACUCUCCCAGCUUUCAUGUGUUCUAAAAAAAGGGCCAAGCAAUCCAGUGGGUGUGAUUCUGAUGAAGAUCAGAACCCCAAGAAUCAGGCACAGCGGUAA
Molecule: messenger RNA, 294 nt
Organism: Odobenus rosmarus divergens (Pacific walrus)
Lineage: Eukaryota; Metazoa; Chordata; Mammalia; Carnivora; Odobenidae
Product: synovial sarcoma, X breakpoint 1
Exons: 4
Coding region: 1-294 (97 amino acids)
Biological process (GO): regulation of DNA-templated transcription
Cellular component (GO): nucleus
Source: RefSeq, a predicted model, not a curated record